Messenger RNA from Rhododendron vialii, 2517 nucleotides. RefSeq names its product ATP-citrate synthase beta chain protein 2-like. The record is from RefSeq and is a predicted model, not a curated record. The transcript has 18 exons. Gene Ontology annotation, cellular component: cytosol. Lineage: Eukaryota; Viridiplantae; Streptophyta; Magnoliopsida; Ericales; Ericaceae. Gene Ontology annotation, biological process: acetyl-CoA biosynthetic process; tricarboxylic acid cycle; fatty acid biosynthetic process. Gene Ontology annotation, molecular function: ATP citrate synthase activity. The coding region runs from base 411 to 2237 and encodes 608 amino acids.
CUCUCUCUCUCUCUCUCUCUCUCUCUCUCUCUCUCUCCCUCCCUCCUGGUUUGCUCUCCCGCCUUCCCUAUAUACACACUCCCUCAAACAUUAAAAAAAUCACCCUCUCUACCCUUCCGAUAGACCCGAUUUCGUCGGAAUCCACGAGCUCAUCUUCCAGACCAGGAUUCAUGAUUAUACUUCGUCUCUGUAUGUUAAGCUUCGCGCUCUCCAUUUGGCUAAUCGGAUUCUACCGAUACGUUCGCGACUACAUGCUUUGAUUUCUUGAGCAUUUGGAGCUUUUUAAAUUCCGAUCCGAUUUUAUCUGCCCCUUGAAAGGGAGUGUCUUGAAUUUGUGAAUCGGAGUACAUUACGUACUUAUUUGGAUAUCGCUGAUUGAUACGACAGAUCUGGUCUCUUAAGGUUAAACCAUGGCUUCAGGACAAAUUUUUUCCCGGACUACUCAAGCAUUAUUCUACAAUUACAAACAGCUGCCGAUCCAACGGAUGCUUGAUUUUGACUUCCUUUGCGGGAGAGAAACACCUUCAGUUGCUGGAAUUAUCAAUCCUGGUUCUGAGGGUUUUCAGAAACUUUUCUUCGGUCAGGAGGAAAUUGCUAUCCCAGUGCAUUCAGCCAUUGAAACCGCCUGUGCAGCACAUCCAACUGCUGAUGUUUUCAUAAACUUUGCAUCAUACAGAAGUGCUUCUGCUUCAUCUAUGGCAGCUCUCAAACAGCCAACCAUUAGAGUUGUGGCUAUAAUAGCUGAAGGUGUUCCUGAGUCAGAUACCAAGCAGUUGAUUGCUUAUGCAAGAGCAAAUAAUAAGGUUGUUAUUGGCCCAGCUACUGUUGGAGGUAUUCAAGCUGGGGCUUUUAAGAUUGGUGACACUGCCGGGACGACAGAUAAUAUCAUUGAAUGCAAACUCUACAGGCCUGGAUCUGUUGGAUUUGUCUCCAAAUCUGGAGGCAUGUCUAACGAAAUGUACAAUACAAUUGCCCGUGUAACAGAUGGAAUUUAUGAAGGUAUCGCAAUUGGAGGAGAUGUGUUCCCUGGAUCUACACUUUCUGACCAUGUUCUACGGUUUAACAACAUCCCACAGAUCAAAAUGGUGGUUGUACUUGGGGAACUUGGUGGACGGGAUGAAUAUUCCCUAGUGGAAGCCCUGAAACAUGGGAAAAUCAAUAAACCUGUGGUUGCUUGGGUUAGUGGAACUUGUGCACGGCUCUUCAAGUCAGAAGUACAAUUUGGUCAUGCGGGAGCCAAGAGUGGCGGUGAGAUGGAGUCUGCACAAGGAAAGAAUCAAGCACUCCGGGAAGCUGGAGCUGUUGUUCCGAAUUCAUAUGAAGAAUUUGAAACUGCGAUUAAAGAAACAUUUGAGAAGCUGGUUGAGGAGGGAAAGAUUUCUUCUGUAAAGGAAGUUAAGCCUCCACAAAUCCCUGAAGAUCUUAACACUGCCAUUAAGGCUGGGAAAGUUCGGGCUCCAACUCAUAUUAUUUCCACCAUAUCUGAUGAUAGAGGUGAGGAGCCUUGCUAUGCCGGUGUCCCAAUGUCUUCCAUAGUUGAACAAGGUUUUGGCGUGGGUGAUGUCAUCUCCCUCUUGUGGUUCAAGCGCAGCCUUCCCCGUUAUUGUACAAAGUUCAUUGAGAUUUGCAUAAUGCUAUGUGCGGACCAUGGCCCCUGUGUCUCUGGUGCUCACAACACCAUAGUAACUGCAAGGGCAGGGAAAGAUCUUGUGUCCAGCCUUGUUUCAGGUUUGUUAACAAUUGGUCCCCGAUUUGGUGGUGCUAUUGAUGAUGCUGCCCGAUACUUUAAGGAUGCUUAUGACAGGAGUCUUACACCUUAUGAGUUCGUGGAAGAUAUGAAAAAGAAAGGCAUUCGUGUGCCAGGAAUUGGACACAGGAUCAAGAGAGGGGACAACAGGGAUAAAAGGGUAGAGCUUCUACAACUGUUUGCGCGGACUAAUUUCCCUUCUGUGAAGUACAUGGAAUAUGCGGUUCAAGUUGAAACCUACACUCUCUCCAAGGCAAAUAACCUGGUCCUUAAUGUAGAUGGGGCAAUCGGGUCUCUCUUCUUGGAUCUCCUAGCAGGCAGUGGUAUGUUCACCAAGCCAGAGAUCGAUGAGAUUGUUGAGAUUGGCUAUCUGAAUGGGCUCUUCGUGUUGGCUCGAUCCAUCGGUUUGAUUGGGCAUACAUUUGACCAGAAGAGAUUGAAGCAGCCGCUAUACCGUCACCCAUGGGAGGAUGUUCUCUACACCAAGUGACAUGUUUUCAGACAGGGCCGAUGCUUACCUCCCAUCUUGUACCUCCCAUCUUGCCUUUGGAAGUUUGAAAUUAUGAAAUUUGUUGUGGUGUGAUUGUUCUGUAGUUGAUAGUCUUUUCAUCGUGCUUUGUUAGCCUCAGGUUGGACACCAUUUGUUAGUUCUAAUGGAAGUUAUAAGGGGAAAACUCCCCAUUCAUCCAUCAGAAAUUAGAUGUCACCGACUCACCAUGAAUAGUUCUUUGUUUAGGAAGUAAUAAUAACAUGGCCAUUUCUUCUUCCCA